AUGGAAUUGGCAAUUUACAUAUAUUUAGUGAGUGAUUUUUUGAUAGUAGGACUGAGUGUAUACAUCUGUUAUGUUUGUAAUUUUCAUGAUAAUUAUAAAAGAGAAUUACAAUUUGAUGGCUGUGGGAACACUAUUUGGUUUGUCAAUAUUACUUGUAACGAUGGCCAACUCGAAAUUUGAUAAUUAAAAACUCAAAGUAAUUUUAAUCUUGAUAAGUUAUUGUUCCAAAUAUUUGGGUAUAUGGUUUUUAGGUGAUUCAGAUGGAGUCAAGUUCUUACUUUAAGUAAUAAUGUGCUAAACUUAAAUGUAUAAGAGAAUUUUUGAUCAUGCUUUUAUAUAUGAAUUAAUUGGAAUGUUUAGUUUAAUUCUAAAUAUAUUCAACCAUGAAAGAAUAGUCAAUGAUAAUGCAGAAGUAUUGACAAUAGAAUUAGUGAUUACAAUUAAUAUUUUAAUCCAAAUAUUCAAGAUCAUGAAUUAGAAGAUUCCUGAGAUUCAAAAACAUAAUUUAAUAGAGAAUUAAUGUGUUAUAGAUAUAAGUGCUCAUUAAAAAUUGAAAUAAGAUUACUAAAUAACUCCAAGUUAAUCACCAAGAUUAGCAUUUUAGAAAUUAUUCUAAUCUAAUCAUUUCAUGAUUUUCAAUGAGAAUUUAGAAAUUCUGGAGAGUAAUUUUGAUCUAAAAAUACAUUGUCUUAAUGAAUCACUUCCAUAAAACAAUAUUUUGGUUUAAUAAUUUUUGUAUUUGUAAUUAAUUUCAUCUAAUUUUGGAGAGAGUGAAAAAGUUUAUGAUUUUGAGGAAUUCAUGUUGAAAUUUAAAGAUGAUCUUAAGUGUUAAUUUGCAUCUUUUAUAAUAUAAAAGAGUUAAUUUUUUGAUUUGGAGAAUGUAACAUUAAACAUAAUGCCAUUUCAAAAAGAUGAUAGUUAUAACUUCAUUGUUUCAUUUUAAUACUUAAGUUAAGUAUUAUUUAAAAGAUUGAAAGAUGAUAGUACUAGUAAUGUUUUGAUGGAUAUCAGUCGUUCUCUUUCUCAUGAAUUAGGUACUAAUCUUAAUAGUAUAAUGGUAUUUUCUAAUUUGGCUUUUCAUGAUAAUGAGGUUCCAGAUUAAGUAAAAGAGAAGUAUAUAUCACCACUUAAAUAAAUAGUGAACAACUCAACUUAAUUGUAAGUAAUAUAAGAGAUUACAAUUUAAUAAGUUUGCAACAAUUCAAUCUAAAAUUAGAAGAAUUUAAUAUUAAUGAUGAAGUUAAAUAUAUUGAAACACUUGUGAUGGAUAUCAUCAAUAAUAAGUUAAUUGAGUUGGUACACGAUUAUCAAUUAGUAAAUCCUAUUAUCAUUAAUGAUCGCCAACGAUUCAGAUAAGUAUUCUUUUAAUUCUUGAGUAAUGCUGUUAAAUACACUGCUUAGGGUACUAUACGUAUUAAAAUUGAAACUAACAAAUCAUAAUGUUAAAUCUCAAUUUAAGAUUCAGGUCCUGGAUUGGUAAUAUAUAUAUUUAUAUAUUAAUAGUCUGAAGAAGAAAUGGCCAGAAUGUAGAAUAUUCUUAUUGGUAAAAAUCAAUUUGUAAAGAUUUCUACACAUUCAGUUGGAAGUGGUUUAGGUAUUGGAAUAUCAAAUAGCAUAAUAAAAAAAAUGAAUUGCUUAAAUAUUCCUAUAGCUUGUGAUCAUAAAGAGAAAGGAACUAUUUUUUCAUUUUAUAUAAAAAAUCAUAUAAAUGAAGUUAGUAAUUAGGACAAUAAGAAAUCUUUAGAACUUAAAUCAAGCAGAUCUAUGAUCAAACUUAUUUCUGUUAAUUCAUAUAUUGAGUAACCUUUUAGUAAUUCAGUUAAAUUCAUAUUACCCUCUAUUAAUCAAAGCAAUGAUUCAGUACAUUACAAGACCUCUCUUUUUGAUGAUGAUUAAGUUAUGAGAUAAACAAAAUUAAUAUUAGUAUAAGAUUAGUUAUCUGUACCUAUUAGUGAAGAAGAGUAUAUCAUAAUUUAAGAACCACGAUUAAUGAGUCCUAAAUUUCAAUGUGAAAUUAUUGAAUGCUCAAUUCAAAGUAAUUGUUGUGCUAGGGUUUUAAUUGUUGAUGAUGAAUACUUUAAUAUUUUGAGUCUCUAACUUUUAAUGCAAAAACAUAAAGCCAAAUGUGAUUAUGCAUAUAAUGGUAAAGAAGCAUUAGAUAAAAUUAUUAAAAAAGCAGAAAUUGGAUGUCAAAUUUGUUAAAAUAAAUAUUAUAGUCUUAUUUUUAUAGAUAUCAAUAUGCCUAUCUUAGAUGGGUAUUCAACUGUUAAAGAAAUCAAAAAUCUUAUGAAAAAUAAAACUAUUAGAAGAGCAUGGUGUGUUGCUAAUACUGGAUUUACAGAUCUUGAAACUAAAUUAUAAUCAUUUGCUGCUGGAAUGCAUUAUUUUCUUACAAAACCUUUAGAUGCAAAAAACCUUCAUAAUCUAAUUGUUUAAAUGUUUCCAUUACAAAAAUGA
Messenger RNA from Paramecium sonneborni, 2457 nucleotides. NCBI's taxonomy places the organism in Eukaryota, Ciliophora, Oligohymenophorea, Peniculida, Parameciidae. The record is from the annotation of a GenBank genome assembly.